Molecule: messenger RNA, 3127 nt
Organism: Acipenser ruthenus (sterlet)
Lineage: Eukaryota; Metazoa; Chordata; Actinopteri; Acipenseriformes; Acipenseridae
Product: G patch domain-containing protein 3-like
Exons: 7
Coding region: 174-1808 (544 amino acids)
Biological process (GO): positive regulation of DNA-templated transcription; negative regulation of type I interferon production; negative regulation of RIG-I signaling pathway
Molecular function (GO): nucleic acid binding
Source: RefSeq, a predicted model, not a curated record
AUUUUUGUUUGUUCUAUUAAAAUAAAAUAAAAUAAAACUCUUGUUGUUUUCCCCCAUAAAUCCCAUUCUGUUUUUUAAAUACUGCUUGAUGAUGAUGACGUACAAUUAGAUUAUAUAAUUAUACGAAGCAAUAAUGGAAGAAUUUUGAAAAUGGUUGACGUCAGUGUUUGUGAAUGACAGCGUUUUCAAUAAAGUUGUCAUUAUACAAAAAGGCGUGUUUACAGUGUUACAAUAUGUCCGCUCCCGUUGUUUACUGUGUCGUUAGUAAUAUCCCAGCAAAAUUCCGGUCGGUGGAUCUCCGGAAUUAUUUUAGCCAGUUUAUCGAAGGGGGCGGCUUUGGGUGUUUCCAUUACCGACACCGACCUGAGGUUCUCAGAGACCCAGAACAUGAGCCCGGGAAAGAGCAGGCCGAAGAACAGCCGGAGUGUUUACAGAGCGAGGGACCGGAGGAGGGGAGCUCAGAGCCGGCAGAUACCGGAGGACAACCCGCUGCCACAGGAAAGACAACGUGCUGCUGCGUGGUCUUGGUUCAAGCAAACCAGGCGGACCGGUUCGUGAAGAUGUACGCGGGGAAUCAGUGGGUUGGUUCCGAGGGAAGCUGGCUAGGCAGUCGGUGUGUUAUCAGGAAGAUCAGGGUCUCGGAUCAGUCGGAGUCCAACAUGUUUCCUUAUAAAACGAAAAAGGAGCUGAACAGCAAGAUUGCCCUGAGCGAGAGGUUCACUGAAGAGGACUUGACAAGACUGCCUGAGAUGAACCCCCCUGCUCUGAUGCCCAGUGGCAAUGUGGGCACUCCGGUGACUGUGUUCCUGGAGCUCAUCCAGGCUUGCAGACUGCCUCCACGCAUCAUCACCAAACUGGGGCUGAAGUUCCCCAAGACGGGCUCCAAUCGGAGGUACGGGAACGUCCCCUUCGAGUACAGGGCCACCCAGACUGUUCGGCUGGAGGAGGGGGUGUACACUGCCAACGGUGAAGCCAUUACAGGGGGAGAUCUAGGACCUGGUGCUGGGCUUGUGCCUCCUUCAGGGAGGAAGAAACAACCGAGGAAGAAACAUGGGGGUCCUUCGAAAGAUGGAGAAGAGUCCAGCUGCGAAGGUGGAGAUGACUGUGCAGAGUCCCACUCCGAUGAUGACGAUGACACGUGUGAGGAGUGGGAGCGGCACGAGGCCCUGUACGAGGACGUGACUAACCAGGGGCGCUGCGAGGAGAGGCUGUUUGAAGAGAAGAUCGAGCUCAAGUGGGAGAAGGGGGGCUCCGGGCUGGUCUUCUACACUGACGCGCAGUACUGGAAGGAGGAGCAAGGAGAUUUUGACGAACAAACUGCUGACGACUGGGAUGUAGAUAUGAGCGUCUACUAUGACAAAGACGGAGGGGAUAAGGAUGCCCGGGAUUAUGUCCGGAUGAGGUAUGAGCGGCGACUGAGGGAUGGAUUGGAGGAGGGAUCAGUGCAGGGCCAGCGAAUCUGGGGCUUCGAAAAAUACACCAAGGGUAUAGGCAGGAGGGUGAUGGAGAAGCAGGGCUGGAAGGAUGGCUCUGGGCUGGGCCACAGCAAGGUGGGGAUGGCAGAAGCUUUGGAGAACGAGGGGCAGCACCCCAAGUGUAAGAGAGGAUUCGGGUAUCAUGGAGAGAAGCUGAACACUUUCACGGCUGUGAAAAAGUCCCGUCCUGAAUUUAGGAUUUCUACAGUUUAUGACAAACCCGAAGAAAAGGACCAAGGAGAUUCCCUGCUGCGCCGUCAGCCACCCAGCAGCAUGAAGUACAGACAGAACCAGACGCUGAGGGGGAGAACGAAGGACAGCAGUCAAAACUAGACUGUCUGUGAUAGUGUGGAAAAAUAAUACGCUGCAGUGGACACAAUGUUUAGGAAAAAAGGUUGCCGUGUAUCUGUCCAUUUCAGUAAUACUGAUUCAUCAUCCAGAACUUCAAACACUCGAAGACAUUCUCAGGCAAAACUUCUAAGAAAGUCAAAUUGACAAGUGUUUCACCCAGUGCCUUCAUCAGUGUGUUUGAGAGAGGCAUAGCUGAAACCGUUUUUGCCUCAGUUUUACCGGUUAGUAAUUGUAUUUAUUAUCUUUGUAAAGAAAAAUGUUAUCUUUUACUAUAAAAAAAUUGUACAGUUAAUACAUUUGUCUCAAUAAUUCACUUGGUUAUUGUUUUCUGCUGUCUAGAUAUUCUUUGUGUCAUAAACCAGUUAUUUAUCUAAACUUUGGAUUUAUAUAUAUAUAUGUACACACACACACACACACACAGAGUCGCAGACAAAAGUAUUUGGGCAGUUUAAAAAAAGAAAAAACACCAAAAAAGUUAUAUAAUUUAGAGAUUCAGCUUUAUAAUAAAACAAAUUAUUACAUAACAUGAAUAAAAUGAAAAUGAACGUGCAAAAAUUAAUGUCAUACUUUGACAAAAGUAUUUGGGCACCCUUACAUUAGUAUUUUACAGUUUGCAGUCUUUUUUUGUAUUUUAAAGCCAGUUCUUGGGCAUCUUUCCAGAGAUAUUUUUGCCCAUUCUUCAACACAUGCAGCUUUGAGUUCUGCAGUCGACUUUAGUUUCCUUUUUGCAACAGCAGCCUUCAAGUCAAUCCACAGCAUCUCGACGGGAUUCGAGUCUGGUGACUGAGAUGGCCAAUUCAUAACUAAUCUUCCUUUUUAGACUUCACAGAAUGCUUAGGGUCAUUAUCCUGCUGGAAUACAAUCUUCCGUCCAGUAAGCCUUCUAGCACUGGGUAACCACCACUAGAAAGGACCACUCCGGUCUGAGACCACAGAUGUCUUUAAUGUACUGUGACUUUCUACAGUGACCCAAAUCGCACUGCUGUUAAGCUUAAUAUAUUUUGCUUUUGAAAUGUUAUUUCCCUACAGAAAGCAUUUCAACUAUAAAAACAUGGGCGUACCUAAAUACAUGGAAAUGUUUAUACUUUCAGGAAGCAGUAACACAUUUAUUUUUGAACUGUUUUGUCAGUGGCAGUGGAUGGAGUGUAUAAAUUCCAAAGACUACCAAACAGCUGCAUUCCAUUAUACCCUUGGGAAUCAACGGGUUAACUGGUUGUGUUCUGUUUUCCAUAGCAGCAUUGCAAAGUAAAUUUUACUGGCUUGAUCACAGCCCUGUAUUCUCGAUGAUAAUUCACCUGUUAA